This is a messenger RNA of Lactuca virosa, 1347 nucleotides long. The record is from the annotation of a GenBank genome assembly. NCBI's taxonomy places the organism in Eukaryota, Viridiplantae, Streptophyta, Magnoliopsida, Asterales, Asteraceae.
AUGCAAGGUAUAGUGUCGAUCCUGCAGGGUUCCCACAACCACGAGAAGACCACCAGGGCUGGGUCGCUCCGGCGGACUUUGUCCGCCGACAUGUCCUCAAAGCGGUGGUUGUCAGACAACGGGUUAUCGGCCUCUCCCACUAUGAAGAAGAUCGCGUCAUCUGAGCAGAUCGCAAUCGAUUUUUCUUCAUCGUCCGAAGAGGAUGAAGAAGAGUGCGAGGUGAUCGGAAACGCCAACAAGAAUCCGAGUAAGAUCGAUAUUUGGACGGCGAUUAUGUCGCAAAAGGUGCAAGACGAUUCGGUAUCACUUCCACCACCAUAUGUUCAUCCACUUGUUAAGAAGUCUGCUAGCUCGUUGAGCGAGAAGAGUCUUAAGGUUUGUACCGAGAGUCUGGGCUCUGAGACUGGAUCAGAUGUGUUCUCGUCUUAUCCAUCCUCAGAAACAGGUGACGAGAAUAAGAUACAUGAGAUCCAAGAAGAAGACGAGAUAAAAGAAACAGAUAUGGAGGAACAAAAAGUUGUCAAGCAUGUGACAUGCUUGACAACUAAAAAAGUCCAGCAAGCUCGUUCUCUACCUCCGCCUCUUUCAUCUCUCGCAGCAGCCCAUACCGACGGGCCGUCACUUCACAUGCAUUCUCAUCGGGUCGACGGACGUUUAGUCCUUGAAGCUGUAUCGGUUCCGCAACAAAACUACUUUGAAGCUCAGCGCCAAGAUGGUCGUUUUCUCCUCACGCUCAUCGACAACCCUAACGACCAAGCAUCCAAACAAGAUCUUCAGGACAUCUUCAGCAUAAUUGAGGAAGAAAAACCACAAGUAGACAACAUUGACGUCGAAGAUAAGGAUGAAGGUGAGAUCAAAAGCAACUUCACCGAUAAUGAAAUGAGAAUCUUGAAAGUGAGACCACCGAAUUUGACUAAGGGGAUGAUAAAGCUUCACAGAUCUAUGGUAUCGACUAAGAGGAUCACCGAAAGAGACAAUGAGAAUCCGUCAUGGUCCCGAAAGCUUAACGCAAGAACAGCAAACUUAGAAAAGUUACAAGUUGUGGAGGAGGAGGAAGCAUCUGCAACCCCACCAUCAGCAUCACAAAUUAAGCAAUCUCUUCCACGACCACCCCGAGCAACCGGGCUGCCACCAUUGCCCCCACCAACGACUGCCACCUCCUUCAACUCAUACCAGUACUUCUGGAGGGCGAAACCAACUGUCGCCAGUGUCUUUGAUCCUCUCAUCACCCAACACCGCCCACCAACAAAAACCAAGGACCUGGUUCUGCUCAGAGGUGGUAUUGGGUUGAAGAAGAUAAAAAACAAAAAUAUCCUGGUCCUGGGUUCAAUCCCGGGCAAAUACUAA